AUGAAUACAUUAUCAUAUCAUCAUUCAACAUCAAGAGAAGUAUUAUUAAAACGUUUUCGUUUAUGGAAACGUCAAUAUCUUCAUGUAGUUAUAUACACAUCAUUAUUUUGGAUAUUUGUUGAUGUAUUUUUUAUAAUGUUAUUUUCUGAUUGUACAAAAGAAGUUAUUAUUCCUUGUUCAUCAUCUUUAUCAACUGAUAAAUAUUCUACAAUAAAUGAUCGUAAUUUUCAAUUACAUCCGAAAAUAAUUAUUGAUAAAAUAAACGAAAGAAAUAAAAUUAUAUUUGAUAAUAAAACUAUGAUUGAAACAACAAAGAAAAGUGUUGUUCCUAAAUGGCAGAACAUUGAGCCAGGAGCAACGAAUCCAACGAAUUGGCAUGGUGAAGCUGGUCGUGCUGUUGUUAUUCCAGAUGAAUUAAAAGAAGAAUCAAAAAAACGUUUUGGAGAAAAUCAAUUUAAUAUUAUUGCUUCAGAUCUUAUAGCUCUUAAUCGAUCAGUUAAAGAUCAACGAUCAGCAAGAUGUCGAUCACAUAAAUUUCCAUCUGAUUUACCAUCAACAUCAAUUAUUAUUGUAUUUCAUAAUGAAGGUAAUUCAACAUUACUUCGAACAUUAACAAGUAUUAUUUUACGAAGUCCAAUACAAUAUAUACAUGAAAUAAUCAUGGUUGAUGAUGCUAGUAUUGCUCGAGACUAUCUUAAAGAUCCAUUAGAAGCAUUUACUAAAGAAUUGCCUGUUUCAGUUCAUAUAUUACGAAAUACUGACCGAUUAGGAUUAAUGAAAUCUCGAUUACGAGGUGCCGAAAUAGCAACUGGUGAUACAUUAACUUUUCUUGAUGCUCAUAUUGAAUGUUCAUCUGGAUGGCUUCAAUAUUUAUUAUAUGAAGUUAAAAAAGAUCGAACAGCUGUUGUAUGUCCUAUAAUUGAUGUCAUCAAUGAUAAUGAUUUUUCUUAUUUAACUGGUAGUGACAUGACUUGGGGUGGAUUUAAUUGGAGAUUAAACUUUCGUUGGUAUCCAGUACCGCAACGAGAGGAAAUUCGUCGAAAUAAUGAUCAUUCAUUACCAUUAUUGUCUCCAACAAUGGCUGGUGGUUUAUUUACAAUAGAUCGUAAAUAUUUUUAUGAAAUUGGUGCUUAUGAUCCAGGUAUGGAAGUGUGGGGUGGUGAAAAUCUAGAAAUGUCAUUUCGUAUUUGGCAAUGUGGUGGAAAAGUUCUUAUUCAUCCAUGUAGUCAUGUUGGUCAUGUAUUUCGUAAACAAACUCCAUAUACAUUUCCUGGUGGUACUGGUAAUGUUAUUUAUCAUAAUAAUAAACGUCUUGUUGAAGUAUGGCUUGAUAAAUAUAAAGAUUUUAUUUAUACAAUUAUACCUGAAUUAAAACGUGUAGAUGCUGGUGAUGUAUCAGAACGUCUUGCACUUCGUGAACGUCUUAAAUGUAAAGAUUUUCAAUGGUAUUUGCAAAAUAUAUAUCCUGAAAGUUCAAUGCCUGUUAAUUUUUAUCAUGUUGGAAUAUUAAAAAAUGAAGUAUAUGAUUGUGCCGAUUCACUCGGACUUACCAAUGACAAUGGAAUUGAACACAAUGCAGGCAUUUUACCUUGUCGCCAUCAAGGUGUAAAUCAGAUACGUAUCGAGUCAAUGUUUUGUUUGACUGUUCAUCAUGUCUACGGUAGUCAAGGGGCGAAUCGUACGGCUACAUUAAAUACACAAAAAUGUAUUGAUCGAACGCAUUCCCCUACGACUGCCAUUUAUCAGAUUUUGGUUUAUUCCAAAAAAAAUGAACUUCGUUUUGAUGAUCUUUGUAUGGAAGCUAAUGCAAAUAGUGCUGUUAAAUUACAAAAAUGUUCAGGAAAUGAAAAACAAAUAUGGAAUUAUAAUAAUGAAACAAAACAAAUGAAACAUGUUAAAUCUGAACAAUGUAUGGCUACUGAUAAGACAAAAAGUCCUGGUCAUUUAAUUCUUGUUUCUUGUAAACAAGAAAAUAAUGCAAAUCAACGAUGGUAUUUGGAACAAGCAGUGUUAACAUAA
Molecule: messenger RNA, 2019 nt
Organism: Rotaria sordida
Lineage: Eukaryota; Metazoa; Rotifera; Eurotatoria; Philodinida; Philodinidae
Source: the annotation of a GenBank genome assembly